Chanos chanos (milkfish) is the source of this 991-nucleotide messenger RNA. RefSeq lists its product as uncharacterized. The transcript has a single exon. NCBI's taxonomy places the organism in Eukaryota, Metazoa, Chordata, Actinopteri, Gonorynchiformes, Chanidae. The record is from RefSeq and is a predicted model, not a curated record.
UUUUAAUGAAUUUCUUUUGUACAUUAGUAAUUCAAAUUUAUAUCUGUAAUUUUGAUGUGGCUCAAAUUAUUUUAACAGAUAUUCCAUUUGAUAAUUAAGAACACAGGAGGAAGAAAAGAGCUGUAAACUCAUGACCAAAAAAGUCUCCUAUUUAAUAUCCUACAUCAGAUUACAGCUGCGAACCCUCUGGCCGUUCUAUUAAAGUCUUUUGGUUCCUCAUCUUUAUGUUUACGACCAAUGAGCCCCAUCUCAAAUACUGUAGAGAUCUUUGUCAGUGGUCGUGAGGCUGCUUCUUUCAGCUUUCUAGCGUUAAACCUUGGGCUAUAGAGGAGAACUGGUAAGCGAUGAGCAAAUGCUGGGAUUUCUUUUGAUAUCUCUUGUACUUCCUCUGUUUUCCUCUCUUCCUCACUUUUGCUGGCAUCAAUUUGUUGCAUUAUGCUCUCUUUGGAAGAGAACAUUUGGAAAAGGACAGCAUCCCACAUCUUAGUAGCUCUUGGGGAGUCUUUGCCCUUUGCUUCUGUGCUCUCAGUUGUCUUGGUUAACUCUGCAGCUUCCUUUGAAUCCGUCUUCUGUUCACCCUCACUAGGACCAUCUUUCUUUGACUCGGGCUCUGGAAACUUGGGCUCCUCUACCUCUUCUACCAUGUGUUUCUUGAGGCGAGACCAACCACUGACCUUAGACUUCAUGCCCUUUGGUUUUUGGACCACUUUCAGGAGAGGUCCAGCUGCUGGGAAGGAGCUUUCUCCCUCCUCCUUUUUUUCCACUGUAGACUCCUUCCUCUGUAGAUCACUGGCUUUUGCCUCAGGUGUAUCAACUUUAACAACUUUCUCCUUGUCGUCCUGGUCCUCCUUUGGUUUUUCUGUCGGCUUUAUUCCACUUUUGUCAGCAUCUGAUAUUUUAGAUGUUUUAUCCUGAGGUGGAGUCACUACUUUGGCUUGUUCUCUAAUUUUAGAAAUUUCAAACAAAGACAUUUUAGGCUUCAAUGACUCCU